AUGGCCAUUGGUGCCAUGGUGGAGGACCGUGGCCCAACGACAGAGCUGCCCACUGCCCCCCUUCCCUCCCGAGGCGGCGAGAUACAGACUGUGCCAGUUAACCCAAAACCUUUCCUGAACAACCUGACAGGGAACCCAGUUAUUGUCAAACUCAAGUGGGGUAUGGAGUACGGAGGUUAUCUUGCUUCGGUGGACUCCUAUAUGAAUCUCCAGCUUGCCAACACUGAGGAGUACAUUGAUGGGAAAUUCUCUGGAAACCUGGGAGAGAUUAUAAUCAGGUGCAACAACGUUCUGUAUCUCCUAGCCGUUCCAGAGGAUGCAGAGAUAGAGGAUGCAGAUGACAACUACACCUACCGGAUCCGAGCUUAUGAUCUUUUGAGUGAUGAAACAUGA
Molecule: messenger RNA, 393 nt
Organism: Miscanthus lutarioriparius
Lineage: Eukaryota; Viridiplantae; Streptophyta; Magnoliopsida; Poales; Poaceae
Source: the annotation of a GenBank genome assembly